Molecule: messenger RNA, 3312 nt
Organism: Poecilia latipinna (sailfin molly)
Lineage: Eukaryota; Metazoa; Chordata; Actinopteri; Cyprinodontiformes; Poeciliidae
Gene: fhod1
Product: formin homology 2 domain containing 1
Exons: 16
Coding region: 502-2754 (750 amino acids)
Biological process (GO): cortical actin cytoskeleton organization
Cellular component (GO): cytoskeleton; cytoplasm
Molecular function (GO): actin filament binding
Source: RefSeq, a predicted model, not a curated record
ACAUUUGACAGGAAGUUGGCUCCGCCCCCAGCAUCAGUUCAGCCAAUCACAGGGCUUCCUGCAGCAGUGUCUCUCGCCCCUCUCUCUCUCUCCGUCAGUGUUUUAACAGUUUCUCCUCUUCUUUCUCCUCUUCCUCUCCUCCGUUCUGUGUGUCUGCUCCCUCGUUCCUCCAGCUCGCUGGAGGCUGAGCAGGAAGUCUUCUGCCCAGAGGACUUUGAUGUGAAUCUGAACAAGCCGGUUCUGAAGAAGUUCCAAGGUACCUUCCUGCGCAGCCUGGCAGCCACUAACUGGGACAAGAAGAGGAGAAAUAAACACCUGAGCGUUCCCCAGCUGUCCCUGUGUGAUGAUGUCAUAAAUCCAUGCCCUGAGCCCAGCGCCUGUGCGACGCCUGAGCGACCCGCCUCGACAUCCAGCAGUUUGGAGACAAACGGACCCUCAGACUCCCGGAAUGAUCCAGCGGUUCCUGUGCAGCGGCAGUGCAGCACCCUGUCUGAUGUCACCAUGUUGGUUCUGGACAUGAUGUAUUCCAACUCCCCUGCCGCAGUGCCCUCGAGCCCGACUGAUGCUGCGUCUGGCUCCGCUAAGGAAGAAGAAGGCAGCUUCACGCCCGGUGAAGAUCUUAGUGGCUGUGUUUCAGAGCGACUGUCCAACUUCAACUCACCGUCCCUGGAGUCCGGUGCAGAGAGCAGCGCCCCCCAGAGGGCGGAGCUGGAAUGCCUGAAGGGCUCGGCGCAGGCGGCCAGAGCCUGCCUGGCCGAGGAGCAGAAGAAGCGUUUGGUCCGACAGCAGAGCGGCGUGAGGGCGGAGCCUGCAGCGCGGCGCCAGGAGUCCAUGAACUCAGUGGGUCCGACGGACGCCUGGGAUCAGCUGCAGCCCAGCGGCGCCGACCUGAAGAUCAAAGACCUGGACUUCACCGACCUGCUGGAGGACGAGGACAUUGACGUCCUCGACAUGGACACCAACUCCUCCUCUUCCUCCCAUUUCUCAGGCGUCCCUCCUGCUCCUCCGCCGCCACCAUCAGGAGGCGCCGCUCCCCCGCCCCCCCCUCCGCCCCCCCUCCUGGGGGCCCCUCCUCCGCCUCCCCUCCCUCCGGGUGGGGUCCCCUCGGCUCCGCCCCCUCCGAGCGGCGGGCCGUCGGGCCUGACGAAGAAGAAGACGGUGAAGCUGUUCUGGAAAGAGCUGAAGCAGGCGGAGAGCCAGCAGAAAUGUCGCUUCGGCCGCGGGACGGUGUGGGCGUCGCUGGACAAGGUGGAGGUGGACACGGCGCGCCUGGAGACGCUGUUCGAGUCCAAGUCCAAGGAACUACCGGUUGCCAAGAAGGGACCAGAACCCAAGAAGUCUCUGGUUCUGGACCCAAAGCGGAGCAACGCCAUCAACAUCGGCCUGACCGUCCUUCCUGCUGUCCACGUCAUCAAGAACGCCAUCCUGAGCUUUGAUGAGUACGCCAUCAGCAAGGAAGGGGUAGAGAAGAUCCUGACGAUGAUCCCGACUGAAGAGGAGAAGCAGAAGAUCCAGGAGGCCCAGCUGGCGAACCCCGACCUCCCGCUGGGAACCGCAGAGCAGUUCCUGCUCACCCUGGCCUCCAUCAGCGCCCUGAACCCCCGCCUGCAGCUCUGGGCCUUCAAGCUCAACUACGAGGUUCUGGAGAAGGAGAUCGCGGAGCCUCUGUUCGACCUGAAGCUGGGCAUGGAGCAGCUGGCGUCCAAUCAGACGUUCAGGAGAAUCCUCGCUACGCUGCUCGCCAUCGGCAACUUCCUCAACAGCUCCAAUGCCAAAGGCUUUGAGCUGAGUUACCUGGAGAAGGUGGUGGAGGUGAAGGACACCGUCCACCGCCACUCACUGCUGCACCACACCUGCAGCCUGCUGGAGGACAAUUACCCACAAUCCUCUGACGUCUACUCCGAGAUCCCCGCCAUCACCCGCUCCGCCAAGGUGGAUUUUGACCUGUUGGCAGAGAAUCUGGUCCAGCUGGAGAGGCGCUGCAAGGCAUCAUGGGAGAACCUGAAGCUGGUGGCCAAGCAUGAGAGCAAGGCAGUGCUGAAGAACAAGAUGACGGAGUUCCUCAGGGACUGCACCCAGAGGAUCAAGAUCCUGAAGGUCGUCCACAGGAGAGUCAUCAACAGGUUCCACUCCUUCCUGCUGUUCCUGGGUCAGCCGUCCUUCUCCGUCCGAGACGUGAAGGUCACCAGCUUCUGCCGCAUCAUCAGCGAGUUCGCUCUGGAGUACCGCACCACUCGCGAGCGCGUCCUCACCAUCAGACGCAAACGCACUAUCAAGAGGGAGCGGAACAAGACCCGGGGCAUGCUGAUCACUGAGACGGAAAAGUUUUCGGGCGUUCCUGUUCAGGAUAGCAUCUCGCCCGUCUCCAUGGCAACAGAUCCGGGCUCUGAUCAGGAGGAGGAGCAUGAAACCAUGACGAGCCUGCUGACCAGCAGCUGCAGCAGCCUGACUGUUCAUCCUGCAGGCCUGCGCCGCUCCAGAGCCGUACGGAGUAACCGCUCGGCGAGUCCAUCCACUCUGACUGCUGCUAGGGACGACGGAACCAACUCUCAGGACGACGCCACUGAUGACAUCAUGGAUCGACUGGUGAAAUCUGUGACCCGGAACCCGUCAAACAGAACUGCCAGCCCAAAGACCCGCAAACGGUCCCGACUCAACAGAAAGUCCAUGCGGAGGACCCUGAAGGGCGGAUUGGACCAGGAGGCGGUCCAGGCUCUGGGUCUGCAGCCCAGCAAGACGGGAGACAGAGUCUGACCCCGCGCUAACCUCCUGACCUCCUGACCUCCUGACUUUCUGCUGCUCCAGCGUUUAUCUCCUUAUCUGUUUGCAAAUUAACCUUUAGCGCAGCAACAGCAGCUCAGACUGCGGAUCAGAACCAGAACCAGAACUGAUCUGUUUGCUCUUCCCACCAGACCUGGACUUACCUGCUGCCUCAUUGGUUCUGAUCCAGAAAGUCCUGCAGGUGGAUGCCCAGAAGAACUCGGAUCAGAACAAACUGCCUGAGAUGAACCCCAGAACCACCUGCAGCUUCUAGAAGCUUCAGUUUGCUGUAAAUUAGCCAAGGUUCUGCUCAGGUUCUGGACCUGCUGCUGGUUCUGGACCUCUCACCUCCACAGCAUUCUUGUUAAUCUGGUACCAAGCAGUGCGACUGCUCACCUGCCACCAGGUGUGUUGGUGUGAUGUCACUGGGUUCUGGUGUGAUGUCACUGGGUUCUGGUGUGAUGUCACUGGGUUCUGGUGUGAUGUCACUGGGUUCUCAGAUGUGAGGCUGAAUGUUUUUCUCCUGUUAAUAAAGAUUUUCAAUAAAUCUGA